Molecule: messenger RNA, 5030 nt
Organism: Xyrauchen texanus (razorback sucker)
Lineage: Eukaryota; Metazoa; Chordata; Actinopteri; Cypriniformes; Catostomidae
Product: transcription factor COE3-like
Exons: 16
Coding region: 449-2221 (590 amino acids)
Biological process (GO): regulation of transcription by RNA polymerase II
Molecular function (GO): RNA polymerase II cis-regulatory region sequence-specific DNA binding; DNA-binding transcription factor activity, RNA polymerase II-specific
Source: RefSeq, a predicted model, not a curated record
UUGAAGCAGUUGCCCGUUUUAUCCCACUUUUCAUUUCGCAAUCCCGUGCGCGUAUGCUCGCCUUCUUCUUCAGAGCAAGUUCGCGCUCACCCCGCUCUCUCCCCGCGCCGACGAGAAGGUCUUCUUGAUCCCGGUUGAUCGUUCUCCUUUGAGAUGCUCCACAGCUCAAGCGCUCGCCUUCUCUCCACCCUCUUUUAACUAGAGACCGCUUAAUCUUGAGUGAACUGAACUUGGGUUUGGAAUCUAAAGGAAAGAGGAACACCCAAAGGGAUACGGUAACACGUCUCUGGAUAAGGACCUCUAUCGCUUUCCCCUUGUUGCACUUUGGGGGAAGAUUUUUUUCCCUUUCACUUGGUUUUUGUUAAUCCAGGUGGCCUUGUUCUGAAAGUGCAGGAGGAUUAUUCCACUCGAGCCGUUGUAGAGAGACAUCCCCCAGAAGGCUGUUUUCAUGUUCUCCAUCCAGGACGGUCUCCCGCGGGGAGCCUUGACCAUGAAAGAAGAGCCUCUCACGAGCGGCAUGACGCCGGUCCGCUCGUGGAUGCAGAGUGCCGGGAUACUAGAUGCCAACACAGCGGCGCAAAGUGGUGUGGGUUUGGCAAGAGCCCAUUAUGAGAAGCAGCCUCCCUCAAACCUUCGCAAGUCAAACUUCUUCCACUUCGUCCUGGCCCUUUAUGACCGACAGGGGCAGCCCGUUGAGAUCGAAAGAACCUCCUACGUGGACUUUGUGGAAAAGGACAAAGAAUACAAUGGCGAGAAGACCAACAACGGCAUCCACUACAGGCUACAGCUUCUUUACAGCAACGGCAUCAGGACAGAACAGGAUCUGUUUGUUCGGUUAAUAGACUCCAUGACUAAACAGCCAAUCCUUUAUGAAGGCCAAGACAAAAAUCCCGAGAUGUGUCGUGUUCUUCUCACCCAUGAGAUCAUGUGCAGCCGGUGUUGUGACAAGAAGAGCUGUGGGAACCGAAAUGAGACACCAUCCGAUCCUGUCAUCAUCGACAGAUUCUUCCUGAAAUUCUUCUUAAAGUGUAACCAAAACUGUUUGAAAAAUGCAGGGAACCCCAGAGACAUGAGGCGAUUUCAGGUGGUGGUGUCCACCACAGUGAAUGUAGAUGGCCAUGUCUUGGCCGUUUCAGACAACAUGUUUGUCCACAACAACUCCAAACACGGGCGGCGGGCCCGGCGCUUGGACCCCUCUGAAGCAGCCACUCCAUGCAUUAAGGCCAUCAGCCCCAGUGAGGGAUGGACGACUGGGGGGGCCACCGUCAUCAUCAUUGGGGACAACUUCUUCGACGGAUUGCAGGUGGUCUUUGGCACAAUGCUGGUUUGGAGUGAGCUCAUCACACCUCAUGCUAUCCGGGUGCAGACACCCCCAAGACACAUCCCUGGGGUCGUUGAGGUCACACUCUCCUACAAGUCCAAGCAAUUCUGCAAAGGAGCACCGGGACGCUUUGUCUACACAGCUUUAAAUGAGCCUACCAUAGACUACGGCUUCCAGAGGCUACAGAAGGUCAUCCCUCGUCACCCUGGAGACCCCGAAAGGUUACCUAAGGAGGUACUACUGAAGAGGGCCGCAGACCUGGUGGAGGCACUUUAUGGGAUGCCCCAUAACAAUCAGGAGAUCAUUUUGAAGCGUGCUGCAGACCUGACAGAGGCGCUGUACAGUGUGCCACGAAGCCAUAACCAGUUGCCCUCACUGACGGGCUCUAGUGCCCACUCAGGCAUGAUGGGAGUUAACUCUUUCAGCAGCCAACUCGCCGUCAACAUCUCUGAGGUCUCCCAGGCAGACCAAGGUUACUCUCGUAACUCAAACAGCGUUUCUCCUCGAGGCUAUGUGCCGAGCUCCACACCCCAGCAGUCUAACUACAACACCAUCACCUCCACCAUGAAUGGAUAUGGAGUAGCUGGCAUGACCAACCUGGGCGUCCCUGGAUCCCCCAGCUUCCUCAAUGGGUCCGCUGCCAACUCUCCUUAUGCAAUCACCCCAUCCAGCCCUCUGUUGGAACAUCAUGCCACCUCCUCUUCCUCCUCAUCUAUCCCUUCUUCCAUCCCUCUGUCUGUGGGCCCUUUCUCAUUCUCUCCUGUCCAUAUGAUCUCUGCAGUCAAACAGAAGAGCUUCGCGCCUGUCGUCCGGCCACAGACCUCCCCGUCCCCCACCUGCACCGGCACCAAUGGGAGCAGUCUACAGGCUAUGGCCGGUCUGAUUGUCCCUCCUAUGUGAAGAGGAACCUGAUCCUCCUCAAGGCUUCAUUGAGCCCACAACAAACUCAUUGGCUCACUAAACCUGUCUGACACUCUCUUUUCAAACAUUACCAAUCAUACGAGGAGCUGCCCAAAAAUAACAUCAACACCUGAACUGCUAAUAUAAAAAGGAAAUCAAGUUUUCCUGGACUGAAAAUAUCCCAUGUCCUGAAAUCUCAAUAGAUUGUUUUUGUUUAAACCUCUACAACUUCAUCCUUGCAAACUUUGAGAACGUUGCCCCUAACUGCAGUAGCAUUUUAUGCAGGAACCCAAGAAGCUGUCAGGAAAAGGAUAUCGGAGAUCAUUACGAUGGGAACUUGGAGCCCAGGUUUUGAUAUGGAAAGGGGCUACUACCCAUUACGGGGUUAUUCCUUGACCAUAUAGGGCUUCUUCGCACGUCCCCUUUGUUUAUUUCAUAUGUCUGUAUUUUUUCAACAGUGAGAGGCCAUAAAUCAAAGGAACAAUCUCACACACUCUGAUGGGACUGGGACUGUAAUGCCAAUAAAAAUGAUUCCUUCCUAUUUACGAAAUGUAAAGUCUUUGGUUUUUAACAUCAAUGUAAUUUUAUUUAACUUUUUUUUUCUAUCAUUCUUUUAACCAUCUGAGUAAAAUGGACAGCAGGUGACCUUAAUCAAAGUGGGAAACAAAUGAACCGAUUAAUGCACAAAAUGAUCCCAUAUGGAAAAACUCCUGCCAAGACAGUGAUAUUUAGUAAUCAUCAGACUUAUGGAUCAUUCAUAUUUAAACAUACUGUUUUUGUAUUUCCAGUGUAGUUCCAGGUGUGUGUAUAGGUAGAUUUAAGCCAGGAAUGCUUUCUGCAGUUUUAAUCACAUUUAGGUACCAGACUUAUUGUUGAACUUCUUAUUGUGCUUUUUUGUAUGUAUUUAUAACGUUUGUUUCAGGAUUCCUUCGGUGAGUUAGGCCUGAAUAAUAGUAACAAAUCUCAAUGUCAACACGUUUGAUGUCUUAAUACCUUUUAGAUAUUGUAAAAAGAGUGCAGAAUUAAAGGGGUGACACUUUUUUUGUAAAAACAAAAAUGUCAAUAAAUAAAAUAAAAAUAAGGUCCGAUAUGAACAGGACACCUGUUUUUUAACAGCAGGCUGCAAAGCUCUAACCCUUUUGUAAAAAAAAAAAGAACAAAAAAAAUUUCAGUUGUAUAUUUAAUGUUUUCUUUUUGCAAAAAGCAUUUGUGUUUGUUCUUCCUCUUGUCUUGUGUGUUUAUUGUGAUAUGUGUAUUUCCUAAUGCACUAUUUUUGUUGGGGUACUUACAAGAGCAAUGUAUCUUAGCAAGCAGAUGAAAAUAAUAAAAAAAAAUAUAAAAAGAAAUACAUAUAUAUAUAUAUACACAUAUGCACUAGUAUGUUUUCAGAUUGAUUGCUCUUUGCUUUGGUCAUGAUAACUAAAAUGACUAAUCGCUCAUCAUGUGAUUUCGUUGAUGUUUCUAAAUUUUUUUAAUAUUAUUUCUCGGUCCUUGAGAGGUUUAUUUUACAUUAGAUAUUUGUUGUUUCGCCACAUAUCGUUGGCUGGUGAAAAGUCAACACUUCUUUGCUGUCAAAUCUGUUGUGCUGAAAAGGACACCACAUGAUAACUGCAUUACAUUUUCCCAAAUGGAUCAUAUCAGAGAAGUUCAAACCUGUGGAGAAAUGCACAUGCGAUUAAUUGUGACGUGAAACAAUUCAUUGACAUCAGUGUUGCAGGUGGAGUGUUAUUGUUGUUGCACAACAUCACGCACAAUUUAUGCAAUCUGCACUUAAAUAAUGCAAGCAAAUUGCUAUCCACAUUUCAGUGGAAUAGUAGUGAACUCAAACAAAAGAAGGGGAUAUAAUGAUGCCUUAAUAUAGAAUAUGCUCCAACGAAAUGUAUAUCUUAAAUCACAAGUCAAAAUAAUAGGGACCAGAGUGAUGUACUUUGGCUCCAAUCUUAAGCAUGCUUGUGAUGUGAUAUAUUUAAAUACUUUUGAAACUGCAUUGUCUCAGUUGGGAAAAUGUGGAAAAUCAUUGCAAAAUAUUAUGUUGGUAAUCAUUACAGAUCGUUUCACUAUCACGAUGUCAGUUACUUGGUUAUAUUUAACACACCUACAUAUUGCUUAAUGUGACCACUUGGAUACAGUUAAAAACAGUAAUGUUAAUAUUCCAGUCAUGUUUUCUUUCCUGUUUUCCUGAAGAGAGUGAGUGAAUGUGUGAGCCUAUGUCUCCUAAGAUGAAAUGUGAAUUAAAUUGUGGUUUCUGAAAAGCUCUUUUAUUUCACACGUGACCUAAUUACUUUACAUUCAUCCUGGUGGGGUUUAGAAUUAAAUGCCGUAAAGGAAAUACAAUUUGACAGUGCCCUGUAGUACUUAAACAGCUGAAUUCAAUCUCAAAGUUCACAUAAAAACAGACUUCUCAGAAAUCCAGCCUGGCUGGAAACAUGCACACACACACAAACACACACUUCUAUCCAUUUCAUUAAAUUUCCUCAUAGCUUGUGAAAGUUUUUUUUGUUUUUUUUUUCAUAGACGUAGAGAGUUGGCUUCUGCUUUCUUUUUACAAAAACAGUUUUCUUUGGAAAUGUUGAACUCCAAGUGAAAUGGGGAAAGGUACUGCAUCUUAGUGAAAUAUGAAACAUUGUAUCAAAAUAUAUAUAAGCACAAUGUUUAAUUAAUUAAUGUCUUUAGAAUUCAGAUAAGGAGAUGCAUUCUAAUGUCCUCUCUCCCCUCUGACCAUGCUGUAAAUAAAUGCAUGUUUUUUUAUUUUCUUUUUUUCCUGUGAUCCCGUGCUUUUUGUACAGAAACAGAAAAAUAAAGAUUACAU